AUGGCAGACAAAAACCGGGAGAACUCAUUAGUCACCGUAGUGUUCUCUACCAGGCUGAAAGAUCCAAGAACAGGGGCACGGGAAGCCCACUCUCAGGACCUCAAGUGUCCUCAAAUUCCUCAAGAGCUGCAAGGCCGCAGGCGUCAGGCCUCACCUUCUGCCACUCCAGUGGUUGUCCCUGAGCCAAAAGCAAAGAGGAAGAGGGGCCAGGUGAAACGUAAAUUGGCAGCUGCCCAGGAGAAAAGCCCUACAGCCUCGAGCGCAGCCAACACACAAGCUGCCUCUGAGAGGCCAAAGAAAAGGGCCAAAUGGAGUGUCACCCAUACUGAAGAGACAAAAAUCUGCUUGUCCAGAAAGAGAUCCAGCUACCGAGCAGAAGACCUUGAAGCCUUUUAUCGACUUCUGGAGGAUCCUGUCAUCCAAGGCUUCUUGGAAGCUGACACAUUCCUGAGAGUCACGGACAAGUAUCUCCUGUCAAUGGUGGUGGAGUAUUUUGGUCGCAUCGGGCUGCCUGGACACCUCUAUAAUAGGAUCCACUUCUUCCUCGCCCUUUACAUCGCCUGCGACAUGGAAGAAGAUGACCCCUUAGCUAAGAGGUACAUUUUUCCAUUCUUACUGGGCAUGGAUCUUUGGCGUGACCUGUAUAAAGACUUUCUAAAGCUGCAGAGCAAAUUUGUUCAAGCCAUGGACUACCGAGCUUGGGUCACACGCGAAAUAUGUGAGGAGAUCCAGAGCCAGAACCCAGACCACUGGAUCUGGAGUCGGGUGCGUAAGAGCGCCCCUUAG
Messenger RNA from Jaculus jaculus (lesser Egyptian jerboa), 786 nucleotides. RefSeq names its product speedy protein E4-like. The coding region runs from base 1 to 786 and encodes 261 amino acids. Gene Ontology annotation, molecular function: protein kinase binding. The record is from RefSeq and is a predicted model, not a curated record. Gene Ontology annotation, biological process: positive regulation of cyclin-dependent protein serine/threonine kinase activity. The transcript has 7 exons. NCBI's taxonomy places the organism in Eukaryota, Metazoa, Chordata, Mammalia, Rodentia, Dipodidae.